Messenger RNA from Haliotis rufescens (red abalone), 4766 nucleotides. RefSeq names its product potassium voltage-gated channel protein Shal-like. The record is from RefSeq and is a predicted model, not a curated record. Gene Ontology annotation, biological process: potassium ion transmembrane transport; protein homooligomerization. Gene Ontology annotation, molecular function: A-type (transient outward) potassium channel activity; protein binding. The transcript is spliced from 5 exons. The coding region runs from base 1103 to 3004 and encodes 633 amino acids. Gene Ontology annotation, cellular component: voltage-gated potassium channel complex; membrane. Lineage: Eukaryota; Metazoa; Mollusca; Gastropoda; Lepetellida; Haliotidae.
GGGGCAGUCUGUCCACUCAAGAUCCUAUAACGCUGUGGCCAUUACAACACAACCGACCUGUUGCUCGCAGAGGGGCCGCUAGUCCACUUGGGAUUCCGUAACGGUCUGGAUGUAAUCUGUGUCUUAAUGCUACCAGGCUCGGUACAUCUCUGCCCGUCUCCACCGCUUCUUUGAGAGUAGAGGGGAAUCCCUCACUAACUCCAUAUUGAUCCGGUUUAAGAAUGCACGGCCUGUAUAUCUCGACAUCAGAAUGCAAUUGAGCGGUAACGACCAGAGACUAGCAAUACCAAACCAUUUUUCUGUGUGAGAGAACGCGCCACACUCUGACGUGCGCCGUCUCGCGAGGAAGCACGCGCCUGUCUUGAAAAACGAUACACUUAUACACGUGACGUAAAUAUGUAUACUGUAUGGGCCAAGACGAAUGAAGCUACAGGGCCUACUACAAGACAGAAUCUGGAGCUUCACCAUAGCGGCGGGUAUUGAAUUUUGUAUGAGAGAAAACUAAUUAUGCAAACAUCUAGCACGCCAAUGGCGAGUAGAGCCAGGAUCGAUACGGCCGCUCUGCACAGUGUACAACGAACGACUAUGAAGCCUGUUCGCCUAGUGCUGCUGUAAUACUCCUUGCCUCCCGCCUGACUGUACCGCCUCCGAAGCAAUGGCGACCUGCUCGCUUCACUGGCAGACAGUCUCUUGCUAGCUCGGUCGGGUUGUGCUGGUUAAACAUGCAGACGACAAAGAUGUGAAUGCCUGCGCGUGAACAAGUGUCGUCUGCUGGUCGUGGAUAGCAGCCGGGGAUGUUCAUUAAGCUGAGGUUUUAGGACACAAUGGACAGCCCAGAUAAUGUAACGCUGAAAGUGCCACUGUGAAGCUAGCUGGUCCACAGGAGGCAAGGCCAUUGACUGUAAACCAGAUCGACAGAAUUUGUCGCCGUAGAUCUGAUCGGAUAUAUAUACUUACUGCUUCACCAAUGCCGACGGAGUAAGGCGACGUGGUACCACUUUACUUUUUCUUUCUUCUUCACCCUUCACCCUGUUUGUCAUUCUAACAAUUCAAAAUUGUUUUCCUAGAGGAUACAGAUCUUUUCUCUUCCAAGGGGAAUACAAUGGCGUCCGUGGCAGCGUGGCUCCCCUUUGCCCGGGCAUCCGCCAUAGGUUGGGUGCCCAUUUCACAAAACCCGCUCCCCCCGCCACGGGUACAACCUGACCACAAGAGAGGGGACGAAAAGCUCAGCAUCAAUGUGAGCGGACGUCGCUUUGAAACUUGGAGGACUACACUCGAAAAAUACCCAGACACCCUUCUGGGGUCAAACGAGAGGGAAUUCUUCUUUGACGAGGAAUGUAAGGAGUUUUUCUUUGACAGGGAUCCCGAUAUAUUUCGGCACAUUCUAAGCUAUUACCGAACAGGAAAACUUCAUUACCCUAGGCACGAGUGCAUCAGUGCCUAUGAUGAUGAGCUCGCGUUCUUUGGAAUUCUCCCGGACCUUAUCGGCGACUGUUGUUACGAGGAUUACAGGGAUAGAAAGCGAGAAAAUAGCGAACGUCUCAUUGACGACAAGGGGUCUGAGAAUGGUGAUCCAAUACCGGCCGGGAACCUCAGGGAACGUAUGUGGAGGGCGUUUGAAAACCCUCAUAUAGGAACGGCGGCAUUAGUGUUUUAUUACGUGACAGGAUUCUUCAUUGCCGUGUCUGUUAUUGCGAACGUCGUGGAGACGGUGCCGUGUGGCGUCGUCAAAGGGCAGAAGGAAAACCCUCCAUGUGGGGACAAAUUUCGUAUAGCCUUCUUCUGCUUGGACACAGCAUGUGUGAUGAUCUUCACUGCGGAGUACCUGCUUCGGUUGUAUGCCGCCCCGGACAGAUGUAAAUUUAUGCGUAGCGUAAUGUCAAUUAUAGAUGUUGUCGCCAUCUUGCCGUACUACAUAGGACUCGUCAUCACCGACAACGACGACGUUAGUGGGGCUUUCGUCACUCUGAGAGUUUUUCGCGUAUUCCGAAUUUUUAAAUUUUCCAGACACUCCCAGGGAUUACGCAUUCUUGGCUAUACAUUGAAAAGUUGUGCUAGCGAGCUUGGCUUCCUUUUGUUUUCGCUCACUAUGGCAAUCAUAAUUUUCGCUACUGUUAUGUUUUAUGCAGAAAAGAAUGUGACAAACACGAAGUUCACAAGUAUUCCAGCGGCUUUCUGGUACACCAUCGUUACCAUGACUACCUUAGGUUAUGGUGACAUGGUGCCUAACACUAUUACGGGGAAGAUAGUUGGAGGUGUAUGUUCUCUCAGUGGUGUGUUGGUGAUCGCUCUGCCCGUUCCAGUUAUAGUGUCCAACUUUAGUCGCAUCUAUCAUCAAAAUCAACGUGCCGAUAAGAGGAAAGCUCAGAAGAAAGCCAGGUUGGCACGCAUUCGAAUGGCAAAGAAUGCCAGCGGUGCUGCUUUCUUGAACAGCAAGAAACGAGCGGAGGAAAUAUUGAUAGCAAGGGAAAGUGGAUUAGAGUUAGACGAAUACAAGGAGGACAUAUUUGAGAUGCAGCAUCACCAUCUGUUAAGCUGUCUGGAGAAGACGACGGAACGGGAAUUCACAGAACUGGAAAUGACAUUUAAUGGAGCACCCACCAAGCCAUCUGAGACCCCCCCUCCGUCUCCCGAUCCCUCCCUGGCCUCGUUACAGAGACGGCGAACUACCGGUUGCUGCGCACGCAGGUUUUCACCACAUCGAAGCUUUCUUGUAAAUAAAGGUCGAACACACGAUAGACAUGCCUUGGAGCAGGAAGAGCUGAACGACAUUCAAAUCCGACUUCCCACAAUAAACCGAUCAUCUCGCUCAAGCCUGAAUGCUGUUGAGUGUACAAAUAGUAAAUCUAACAAUACUCUUACCGUGACAACAGCCAUAGUGACACUCCCCACUCCAAGCACCACCUCAGAGACGGAAUCAUUAAAAACCCAGAGUACAAGUGGGACUAUGUCUCCUCCCACGCAAUCUCAGAACCCUGGAGUUGUGAGGAUAUCUACCUUGUAACAGCAUUUCUGGGCAUUCCCAUGUAGAGUAGAAAUUUUCAACCACCUUGUUUAUUAUGACAUUUUUAUCAACUUCAAGUUUAUACGCGUGAUUGUGAUACAAGGCGAGUCACUGAAUUUCUUGUGGAUGGUAAGCAUUAUGACUUUUUCUUUAAUUAUCUUCCCAUUGGUGAUACUGUGUAUCUUUUUGCUACCGAGGAGUAGUUGUAGAUUUUAUCAGCCAGACAUGAGAUCGGAAACAAUUUGAUUCCAAGCCAUGAUACAGCACUGAGCAAGGUGAAUACAUGAUUUGAGUGAGGAGUAUGACGAUCUACCUAUUCUUAUCGACCAUGCAUAUGUGUGUGGUUAUGAGAAAGGAACGAUUCUGGAUCUGUGUUGAUGGGUCGUACAAGAUGUUUAUUGCCUGAAUACAAUCCACUGAAAGGUCAUGUGAUUUGUACGCAACUAACCACGUGAUACACCACAAAGAUGGCUGUGCGUUUUACCACGUGGAAGUUUCAAAAGUGUAUUUCAUGCAUUAUCUACCCCGGAUAUUCCAGUGAGAGCUGCAAUUUUCACAAUCUUUGAACCUCGAGGAACGAGCACCGAAAAUCCCAAAGUCGGAUACCAUUGGAUAGAAUGUCGAAGGGAGCGUUCAAUUGUGAUUGCGAUACUUUUGAUAUUAUGGGAUGUUGGUUUACAAGUUCCUAACUCGCCUUCGUGGCGGUCCUCGGAGAUGCAAUGUUUAAGCUUUACAAUGCUCCAGUACUUUGUUUGAACUGUUGAGUGUCCUGUACAUAUUUUCUAAUUUAUUUAUUUUACAAUUUUUGCAUAUCAUUUUAAUGUGUAACGCAUCCUGAUCUCAACGUCCUGGCGGUCCCUGCCAACACGAGUCUGUACCGUACAGUGUACGGAGUUUGUACCGUACAGUGUACGGAAUUUGUGUCGUACAGUGUACAGAGUUUGUGCCGUACAGUGUACAGAGUUUGUACUGCACGGUGUACAGAGGUUGUGCCGUGCGGUGUAGAAGAGUGUGCCGUAUGGUGGACAGAGCUUGUGCCGUACAGUUCACGGAGUUCGUACCAUACAGUGUACGAAAGUUAUACCUGAAGGUAUAGAGGUAGAACCGUACAAUAUGCGAUAUGUACCGUAAUUGUACAUCAUCUGUACCAUGCAGGAUACUUAAUCUGUACCGUACAGUGUACAAAUUCUGUUCUGUACAGUUUGCAGAGUCUGUACGUACAAUGCAGGCCGUAGCCUCCCGGAAAAGCAGGAAAUCUGUAUCAAAUAUUUAUGGUCGACAAACUGUUGUCAGAGCGUAUACGAGAUUUCAGGCUCUUAUCAGAACUAUUGCCGGUCGACAGAACCUUGGGGUCGUUACUGCUAAGACUAAAAUCUAUAGUUACAGCUAGUUUAUCCAUUGCUUUUGCUCACAUAACAUAGAAUACAAUUCUAGAAUGUACGUUGAACUAUUUUUUGUAUAUUUGUUGUAAUCAGUGUAACACAAAUUAAAAGGUUUGUAGCGUAGAUUUUUAGAUGUCUUUUAUAAAACGUAGUGUACUUUCAACUUAAUUGCAAAUAUAUUUGAUACAGAUUUCCAAAUGUAUUGAGAGUAUAUGACAUAGCAGAAUCAUAUGUACAAUGACACAUUUCAUUAAAUGGAAACUUAAAGGGCAAGUUCACACGGAAAUUAACCUAUUUUUCUUGUACUUUUUCCACAUUAAAAGUGUUAACCUAGAAUUGUCAUAGACAAAAAUAUAAAAAUAUCACAAUUAAUUAACAUA